Messenger RNA from Carcharodon carcharias (great white shark), 1094 nucleotides. RefSeq names its product anterior gradient protein 2 homolog. Bases 53 to 703 code for a protein of 216 amino acids. Gene Ontology annotation, cellular component: endoplasmic reticulum. The transcript is spliced from 8 exons. The record is from RefSeq and is a predicted model, not a curated record. NCBI's taxonomy places the organism in Eukaryota, Metazoa, Chordata, Chondrichthyes, Lamniformes, Lamnidae.
GUAAAGUCCAUUCUUCCUGCAUUCCCAAAUUGGGAGGUGCGAUGACAGGAUAAUGACCAAUGGGGUGGCGAACAUCAGGUAUAUAUUUGGGAACAUAACACUUCUGAAUCACAGCUCGAUCUUAACAGCGACCCAGUUCGGAUUCAUCAUAUCCUAUCACAGGAUGGCUGCACUUUCGCUUUCCCUGCUGGUGCUGCUGGCGGCUGUCUCGAGUUGUCAGGGUAGAGGUGCCACCGGAUCGAAGACUGUGAGUCCCCCACCGAAAAACGAGAGUGCAAACGCUAAGAAAUGCCCUCCCAGUUUUUCCAGAGGUUGGGGAGACGAAAUUAAUUGGGUUCAGACCUAUGAAGAAGGACUGUUCAAAGCAAGAAAGAGCAAUCGACCUUUAAUGGUUAUCCACCACUUGGAAGAGUGCCCAUACAGUCAAGCCCUGAAGAAAGCAUUUGCUGAGGAUAAGGAAAUUCAGAAAAUGGCAAAAGAGGACUUCGUCAUGCUUAACCUUGUGUUUGAGACAAAUGACAAAAAUUUGUGGCCUGACAACCAGUAUGUUCCCAGGAUAAUCUUUGUAGAUCCUUCCUUGACAGUGAGAGCAGAUAUCAGAGGGAAGUAUGACAAUCGUUUAUACACUUAUGAGGCUGGUGACGUUGACCUCUUGGCUUCAAAUAUGAAGACUGCCAAAAUACUGUUGAAACAUGAAUUAUAAGAGCUUGAAGUCAUCUAUCUUCCUUAAGCUUUAUUAGUUACAUUAUUUCUGUUCAACACUUGUAACCAUAAUAAACUCAUUGUGUAGAGUCAUUGCAUGUUACUGUCACAAUACUGUGUUUUGUGCAAAACAAAGUGUAAAUAACGUUUUCUCAAUAUUGGACAUUUCAAAUCGUAAGUGAUGACAUUUUAAUAAAUCCUUUUGAUACCAAUGUGAGUGUACACACAGCAUAAUUCUUAACUGAACAGACUGUAUAGCAGUUCCUAUUACGUGGUUUUAUGAUCAAUUUACAGUUUAAAAUAGGAAAGGAAGUUGCAUUUAUGUAGCCCUUUACACGACCUCAGGAUGUCCCAAAAUAUUAAUACAGCCAAUAAAGUACUUUCGAACUGUA